AGUUUGUAAGAGCAUAAUGAUUUCCUGCUGCAAACAGAUUAAAACCCCAGCAUUGAACUCUCAGCAGCAGUUGGCUCAAUGCAGGUACCACCAGCCAUGGCUAACCUCAACGUGACAGUUCGGAGCUCAGGCAUCGACUUUCCAGGGCACCUACACACACUGCAGUCUUUACAAUACGCUCAGGAGUUCCAGUUUCAGGACACUGAUACGGUGAUCAUUACGUAUCCCAAAUCAGGUACCACGUGGAUGCAGGAGAUCCUCACACUUAUUUACAGUGAUGGGGACACACUGCCUGCGAAAACUAUCCCAAACUGGCUUCGUGCUCCAUGGAUUGAACAUUACUAUUCUGAGAGUGUUCUAGUGAACAAAUCGGACCAUCGAAUUCUCACCAGUCACCUUCCCUAUCACUUCCUCGCCAAGCCUCUCAAACAGUCCAAUGCAAAGGUGAUUUAUGUUGCAAGAAAUCCAAAGGACAUAGUUGUUUCUUUUUAUCAUUUCCACAAAAUUGCAAACUUUCUACCCGAGCCUGGGACUUUUGGGGAAUUUCUGGACAAAUUUUUAAUCGGAGAAGUGAACUUUGGAUCGUGGUUUGAACAUAUCAAAGAAUGGCAGAGUCACAGGGAUGAACUCAACUUCUUAUUUAUCACCUAUGAGGAGCUCAAAAAGGACCUGAGAAAAUCUGUCACAAAAUUGUGUAACUUUUUGGAGCAUCCUCUCUUACCCAAUGCAGUAGAUGCAAUUGUACGGCACUGCACUUUCGAAAACAUGAAAGAAAACAAGAUGAUCAACUACACACUUAUUCCCAAAGAAAUAAUAAACCACGAAAGAGGAAAAUUCAUGAGGAAAGGGGUAGUUGGAGACUGGAAGGAGCAUUUCACACAUGAACAGAAACAAGCUUUUGAGAAAAUAUUUCAGAAUGAAAUGAGCAAUUCCAACAUUACGCUCAACUAUCCUUUAUAGCACUUGCCUCUGAAAACCAAGACACCACGUCCAGGAGUGGGCCAGCUCGUCUCUUAUGCAUACACCACUAUUCAAUACAACAUGGCUGAUCCACCCAGUGCCAAAAUCUGGGUUCGAUCCCAAGGUUGGAUGCUAUGAGUUUACACGCUCUUCCUACGACCAUGGGUUUUUUUUUCCAGGUGCUUCAGUUUCCUCUCAAAUCCCGGAAGGAGUGGUGGUAGAUUAACUGGCCACUGUAAACAUCCAUUAAUAUAUCAGUGGGUGAUGGAAUCAGUGGAGCUUAUGGGAAUGUGGGGAAAGACAUGGGAGUAGAAUUAGGCCUCUCAGCCUAUCGAGUCUGCUCUGCAAUUCCAUUAUGACUGAUUUAUUAUCCCACACAACCCCAUUCUUUCGCCCCAUAACCUUUGAUGCCUUGACUAAUUUAAGACCAAAUCAACCUCUGCUUCAAAUAUACUCAAUGACUUGGCCUCCACAGCCAUUCAUGGCAAAGAAUUCCAAAGAUUCACCACCCUCUGGCUGAAGAAAUACCUUCUUAUCUCUGUUCUAGUUGGAUGUGCCUCUAUUCUGAGGCUGUGCCCUAGACUCACCCACUAUAGAAAACAUCCUCUCCACACUCACACUGCCUAGGCUUUUUGAUAUUCGAUAGGUUUCAAUGAGAUCACCCCUCAUUCUUUUAAACUCUAGCAAAUAAAUGCCCGAAGCCAUCAAACACUCCUCAUACAUUAACGUAGUACAAGCUAAUGUUUGACUUUAUUAAUCACCAAUUAAAGCAUUGAGAAAGUGUGGUAAACUAUGUAUAUAUGUUGUAACUUGGUUACCUGUCUGGACACACCCCUCUGCUGACUGCCCCUGUGGCUCCUCCCACAGAGUCCUGUAUAAAGGUGUUCGCCUUGCCCCUCCCCCUCAGUCCGGGGGCAGACACUCACUGUGGAGGUCGUAUUGUACAGCAAAUAAAAGCCUUUCAGUAUUUUACCAAACCUCAGUCUUUUGAAGGUGCUUCAGAAAGAUCGAGACAUCUAGCCGAAUGUGGAAGGUGAGCAAGGGUUCAGUACCACCUACCUACCUUUUGAUCGUUGAUGGUAUCCCUCUGCUUCCCAAGGAGUCUAUGUGGCAGCUCGUUGUGGACGGUGGUGGGGGGAGAGAGCAGGGUAGGCCUCUGCAUUCAAGUGGUGUAUCUCCCUUUCGAUGAUGUCGGAGGAUGUUAUAGAGGCUCUGUGUUAAUGAAUUGGACUAUUGUGUUUAUGGACUGUAGAUUUUCUCAUGGUUUUUAUAUUAUGUUUUUACCCAUUCUUUCUCUUUUUUUUUUGUGUGUGGGAGGGGGUUCAGAGAUUGAUGUAUUGUUGCGUUUUGUUAGUUUUUGUGGGAUGGGGUGGGGUGGUUUAAUAAUUGUGUUGCCAUUCGUUUUUGUG
Messenger RNA from Mobula hypostoma (lesser devil ray), 2369 nucleotides. RefSeq names its product sulfotransferase family 5A, member 1 (gene sult5a1). Lineage: Eukaryota; Metazoa; Chordata; Chondrichthyes; Myliobatiformes; Myliobatidae. Gene Ontology annotation, cellular component: cytoplasm. The coding region runs from base 79 to 960 and encodes 293 amino acids. The transcript is spliced from 6 exons. Gene Ontology annotation, molecular function: sulfotransferase activity. Gene Ontology annotation, biological process: sulfation. The record is from RefSeq and is a predicted model, not a curated record.